Molecule: messenger RNA, 3381 nt
Organism: Solanum lycopersicum (tomato)
Lineage: Eukaryota; Viridiplantae; Streptophyta; Magnoliopsida; Solanales; Solanaceae
Product: phosphatidylinositol 4-phosphate 5-kinase 9-like
Biological process (GO): phosphatidylinositol phosphate biosynthetic process
Cellular component (GO): plasma membrane
Molecular function (GO): 1-phosphatidylinositol-4-phosphate 5-kinase activity; GTP binding; GTPase activity
Source: RefSeq, a predicted model, not a curated record
CAUGAACUGAAACUGAAAGGCACUUUUUACUUCUUCCAACUUUCCGCUUUCUUUCUCUCUCUACAUUGCUCGUCCUUCAGGGUCAAAGCAGGGGGAAUUCAUCAAAUCAUUUUAUACUGGGUGUGCGCUUUAGCUAGUGAGAGAAUCUUGCCUCUCCAUAUAAUAUAAACCUGAAACUUCUUGGAAUUUUGCAUGUCUGGCUCUGUGGCCAUUGUUGAUAGCAUUGGAAAAACACUUUCUUUGUCAGAUAGAACAAAGUCUCUCGACCCUGUGUCAAUUAAUGAAAAUAACCGCUCUAGGAAAUGGACAAACAGUGAAGUCAAUCAUACUUCUGAAAGCGCCAGCUUUAGAAUUAGGGAUCUCUUCUUACCAAAUGGGGACUCGUAUUCUGGAUCUCUGCUGGGAAAAAUACCUGAGGGUUCAGGAAAGUAUGUCUGGUCUGAUGGUAGUCGGUAUGAGGGUGAGUGGAGACAUGGAAUGAGGCACGGGCAUGGGAAACUAGAAUGGCCUACUGGUGCUGUAUAUGAUGGUGAAUUUUCAGGUGGCUAUAUGCAUGGUGAGGGAAUGCAUAUUGCACCUGAUAAAGUGACUUAUAGGGGACGCUGGCGGUUCAACCUCAAACAUGGUUUAGGGUAUCAAGUGUAUCCCAAUGGAGAUUUUUUCGAAGGGUCCUGGAUUAGAGGAACCCCUGAAGGACCUGGUAAGUAUAAAUGGGCGAAUGGUAAUGUCUAUGUGGGUAAUAUGAAGGGAGGGACGUUAUCUGGAAAAGGAACUCUCACUUGGAUCAAUGGAGAUUCAUAUGAAGGAAGCUGGUUAAAUGGCAUGAUGCAUGGUCCUGGUGCAUAUACUUGGAGAGAUGGUGGCUGUUAUAUUGGGACAUGGACACAUGGACUAAAAGAUGGAAAGGGAACAUUUUAUCCUAGCGGUAGCAGACUUACGGCUGGCCAGGAAUUUUACCUCAAUGCUUUGAGAAAACAAGGAUUACUGCCAGAUUUGAGAAAACAAAAACGAGUCUCGCAUAUUUCUCACUCCUCUUCAGUAGAUACAGGAAAUGUUAAAGUAAGUGGAAACAAAGGAUCCUCAAGAUAUUCAUAUGAUAGGCUUUCAAAGGGGGACAUAUCAAAUCUUGAACAGUCACAUCCCACUAAUGUUACUCUGGAAAGACGAUGGAGUCUUGAAGUAGCUAUUGAGAAGGUAAUUGGAAAUGAUUUAGAUGGUGUUGACACUGGGAACGAUAUGAAUACUCCAAUUUUAGAAAGAGAAUACAUGCAAGGUGUACUAAUCAGUGAGGUUGUCCUAAAUGAUCGAUUCUCACCAGCUAGAACAGCAGCAAAAAGGAGACAAAGGAAACUUGUGAGGGAGUCAAAGAGGCCAGGUGAAGCAAUUAUUAAGGGUCAUAGGCGUUACAAUGUAAUGCUUAGUUUGCAGCUUGGUAUCAGAUACAGCGUGGGGAAAGUUACACCGGGACAAAGGCGAGAAGUGGGAGCUUCUGAUUUUGGUGCCUGUGCGUGCUCUCGGAUGUAUUUUCCUAAAAAAGGAUCUCAAUUGACACCUUCUCAUCAAUCAGAAGAUUUCAAAUGGAAAGAUUAUUGUCCAGUUGUUUUCAGGAAUCUUAGGGAAUUGUUCAAGAUUGAUACUGCUGACUACAUGAUGUCCAUCUGUGGAAAUGAUGCACUUAGAGAACUUUCUUCUCCUGGGAAAAGUGGCAGUGUGUUUUUCCUGUCUCAAGAUGAUCGUUUCAUGAUUAAGACAUUACGGAAGUCAGAAGUUAAGGUUCUUCUGCGAAUGCUUCCAAAUUAUCAUCGUCAUGUCAAGGCAUAUGAGAAUACUCUCAUCACUAAAUUCUUUGGUCUUCACAUGAUAAAGCCCUCAAGAGGACAAAUGUUACGCUUUGUAGUAAUGGGAAAUAUGUUCUGCACAGAGUUAAGAAUCCACCGAAGAUUUGAUCUUAAAGGUUCCUCACUUGGACGAUCUGCAAAUAAGGUCGAAAUUGACGAGAACACAAUUCUCAAGGAUCUAGAUUUGAACUACUGCUUUUAUCUAGAGCCUUCUUGGCGUGAAGCUUUACUAAAGCAGAUUGAGAUUGACAGCAAAUUUUUGGAGCAGCAGCACAUAAUGGAUUACAGCCUCUUGUUAGGUGUUCAUUAUAGAGCACCCCAGCAUCUACGAUCUCCCAUCUCGUGCAGUGGAUGUACAACAACAGAAGGAUUGGGAAUUGUUGCAGAUGAUGAGUCUCUAGAGGAUGAAAUAUUACCCCAAGGCCUUGUUUUAGUCCCUCGUGGUGCAGAUGAUAAUUGUGUAGUAGUGGGUUCUCAUGUCAGAGGCAGACGAUUGCGAACAUCAUCUGCCACUGGUGGUGACAAGGAAGUGGAUCUCCUCCUCCCUGGGACAGCAAGGCUCCAGAUUCAGCUUGGAGUGAAUAUGCCAGCAAGGGCAGAUCAUAUACCCGGGAAAGGUGAUACACGAAUGUUUCUUGAAGUAUACGAUGUUGUAUUGUAUGUCGGCAUCAUUGACAUAUUGCAAGUAUACAAUCUACGAUUUUAUUGCAUCUUUCUUGGUGGAGCUAGAGAGAGUAAGUUUUUCAUUGAUCAAGGGAGAAAGAGAAUAGGAUCAUCAACGGCCAUGCAGAACAGCAGCAGCUAUGAUCUGUCGUUUAAGAUUUUAUUAAUCGGUGAUUCAGGAGUAGGGAAGAGCAGCUUGCUCCUCAGUUUCAUUUCUAAUGCUGUUGACGAUGUUACCCCUACCAUUGGUGUCGAUUUUAAGAUCAAGACGCUCACUGUUGGUGGGAAAAGAUUGAAGCUUACCAUUUGGGACACAGCUGGACAGGAGAAGUUCAGGACAUUGACAAGCUCCUACUUCAGAGGUGCUCAGGGGAUCAUUCUUGUUUAUGAUGUGACAAGGAGAGAUACAUUCACAAACCUGUCUGAUGUGUGGGCAAAAGAAGUGGAGCUUUAUUGUACUAAUGAAGAUUGUGUUAAGAUGUUAGUCGGAAACAAAGUUGACAGAGAAUCUGAGAGAGUUGUUCGCAGGGAGGAAGGUGUUGCUCUAGCAAAAGAGCUUGGAAGUUUAUUUCUCGAAUGUAGUGCUAAAACUCGCGCAAAUGUAGAGCAAUGCUUUGAAGAGCUCACGUUAAAGAUAAUGGAGGUGCCUAGUCUUCUGGAAGAAGGAUCUGUUUCAGGGAAGAAAAAUAUAUUGAUACAGAAACAACAACAACAACAAACAACACAAUCACUAAGUAGUUGUUGCUCAUAAAACUCUCCGAACUAGGACCAAACGCGAACAGAUAUAUCAAAGGAAUGCUUAUAUGUUUACUCAUUAACUCUUGAUCAAACAUGUAAAUAUUACAUUCUAUAUAAUAUAAAAUGACACCACUUCGAGUUA